Molecule: messenger RNA, 9513 nt
Organism: Apis laboriosa (Himalayan honeybee)
Lineage: Eukaryota; Metazoa; Arthropoda; Insecta; Hymenoptera; Apidae
Product: flocculation protein FLO11-like
Exons: 9
Coding region: 830-7819 (2329 amino acids)
Biological process (GO): positive regulation of transcription by RNA polymerase II; chromatin remodeling
Cellular component (GO): histone acetyltransferase complex; CERF complex
Molecular function (GO): protein binding; histone H3 acetyltransferase activity
Source: RefSeq, a predicted model, not a curated record
AAUUAAUAUUACGAUAAUUAUAAUUUAUAUAUAUGUUUAUAAAAGAUUUCGAUUACUAACAAACGCACAUGCGUAUGAACAUGAUUAAAUCAAUUUCGCGCCAAAUGUAUUACUAUCAGUGAUCUAUCUAAUAUUUGUUCAUAGGCAUACGCCCGCAGUUGCAGUUGCUACUGCACAGUCCGCACCCGUACGUUCGCGUAGUGCGUUUCAGAAUACUAUCUUUAUUAAAACACCAACGUAUACACAUACACAUAUAAGCAAAAUCGAAUUUUAAAAGCUGAGGAAAACUGCUGGUGAUCAACGAGAUUUUAUAGACGAUAGACAUUCGCUAUUUGUGUUGAUGUGGCCGCGUCAAAUGAAUGUGCAAUUUAUUAGUGGUUGUUUUGAGACUGGAUUGUUACUCGAUUAGAAUGGUUGCAAGUGUCGCGCGCAUCGCUGGCAACCCGUGCAGUGUUGUGCCAAAAUAAAUCGACGAUAGUUAUUCCUUGGGAGCUGCCAGUGGACGAAUGUACUUCACUAUUCGAGUCCGUUUGCUAGCGGCGGGACAAGCUAUGUGGAAUUGCGAUUGCCCGCUCUUUUGUCUCUACGAAGACUAUGGGUGUCAUAUCCCUUUGAUGUGCAUCCCGGUAUUUUAAAAACGAUCGUCUUCGCCAAGCGAAAGUGUUUUGCUUGGCUAUUAUCGUUUCUACAUUCUGGAUUUCGUUUUUUUUAUCUAUUUGAAUUAUAUUUUUAAAAAAGGCUAGAACAACACGUAUUUCAUCAUAGUGUUUUCAACAAUUUUUAUCCGCCCUGACGUGAUUUGCCCGGUUUGCCCGCCACAGGACGGGUUAUGUUUCCCACUUUCAUCGGAAUCUUAGACAUUCAAUCGUGGUGGGAGGUGCCAAGUAUAGCACACUUCUGCUCAUUAUUUAGGGCUGCCUUCAAUCUUCUGGACUUUGAUAUUGAGGAUCUCGAAGAAGCUUUAUUAACGGAUGGUGGAACUGAAGGACGUUUAGUACAGGAAUUAAUAGUCAGGUUACUUGAAGGUUGUUUACCAAAUGAUACUCGCAAUGACAUCUCUACCUUUAAUUAUCAAAUGUUUCUUCGUAGACUUUUUCGAAAGAAAUGUCAGGAAUACAAGUGUGAGAAUCCUUUUAAUACAGAUGUAGAUUUUGAAUUAUUACCUCUUCGUCAAAAAGUAGAAAUCUUACGUGCUCUUUGUGACUUCAGGCUUGACGCUGAAGACGUGGAGCAAUCAUUAAAUAAUUUGGACUCGGAUAGUCUGCGAGUCGAACCUUUAGGACAUGAUCGUAAGAAUUCUGCCUAUUGGUACUUUUACGGCACUCGAUUAUAUAGGGAGGACUACAUUGAUACUUCUAACAGCAUCUCACACAAACAGAAAAGUAAACCUAGGGAUAAAAAACGUAAAAGACGACGAAGCAGAGUGGCGAAGGAGGAAGAGGAAGAGGAGGAGAAGAAGGAAGACAGUUUAAUACACAGAGAAGGAAAAGAAAGUGUUUGGCAGGUUGUCUGCUUUACUCAGCAGGAUUGGAGUCGUCUAGUUGAAAAAUUUCGUGAUUCGGAGUACGAUACCGAACGUAAACUUUACCGUACUCUAUCCGAGGAUUUCAUGCCCGAAAUCCCUAAACUUUUUGAUUUAAAAGAAAAACAACAAAGACGCAAAUUGUUACAACGUAAUAGUUCACGUGUACUUCGAAGUCACGAACCUACGACACAGAUGGAAACAGUCAUGGUUAGAUCGAAGAUCAAAACUAAAACAAACAAAGGGAGUAAAAAGGGGACACAAAAUUCAAAGAACGUUUAUGUUAAAGAGGAUACACCUCCGCCUUUACCUUCUCCGCCAGUUCAAAAGAAAGGACGGCAAACUAAUAAUUCGUUGGCUUCAGCUGUUGGUCAGAUUGUGAUUCAUACCAGGGAUGAAGUGGAGGGAUUAGAAAAAAAGAAAGGGAUUGGCAGCAAUAGUGAUGGACAUUAUGUAUCUUCUAAUUAUGGAUAUAAGUAUGGUUACUCAUUUGGAAUUGAAGAAGAAGAACGUCGCGUUGGAAUGCACAAAGUUCUUGAAAGUCUUAAAGAUCAUGUUGAUGCUUGGCCAUUUAUUGAUCCUGUGGAUGAAGAAUAUGCCCCAAGAUACUAUAGCGUGGUACGAAAACCUAUGGAUCUUAGUACAAUGGAAGAAAAACUUGAAAAUAGUUUAUAUAAAAGUCUAAGUGAAUUCAAACGUGAUUUUCGACUGAUAGUAGAUAAUUGUAGGCAAUAUAAUGGUUCUGAUAAUGAAUAUACAGAAAUGGCAUUUAAUCUUAAGGAAGCAUUUGAUAAAGCAGUAAAUCGUUAUUUGGAAUCGGAAACAUCUAGCGAUGAGGAUCCCUCAUCGCCGAAAUCAUUUCUUGCUACUCCGGCAUCUCCAUCGUGUCCUUCUCGUGUUUCAUCGCCUCAUCAAAAUAGAAAACGUUCGAAAAAAUCUACGAAAAAAUCGAAAUCAUAUAAAUCUGAAAGUAAAGGAAAAUCCAAAACAAAUGAUAAAAAUGAUGAAGAAGAAAAACGAGGAAAAAAUUAUAAGCUUCCAAAGAAAAAGAGAGGAAAGAAAAAGAACAAAAGAGCAAAAGACGAAGAAUCUGUAAAUGAAGAAGAGCAGGAAGAACAAGAGAGCGAAGAUGCAAUGUCUGAAUCAAGUAUUAUAACAUCGAAAAGAAGAAAACAUGCUGAUGGGAAUAAUUUAUUAUUAAAAACCAAAAAGCUAACAUCCAAAGAAUCAGAAGAGCUUAAGAAGAUAGAUAAAAAAAUUAGUAAAGAACGUCAUCAACAAAAAAAAGAAAUGGAAAAUGUGCGGCCGAUAAAAGAAUCAAAAGAAAAUAAGAAGAGAAAGGAAGAUUUCGAAGAAGAUUAUGAACCCCUAGUCGUUGCAAAAAGUAAAAGUAGAAAGAUCGAAAAGAAAGAACUGGAGGAUACCGAAAUAUUUACAGAUAAUGCGAAGAAGAAUAAAAUGAAAAAAACCGAAUCUCUUGAAGACGAAACAGUACCGGAAAAAGAAGAGAAAACACAGCAUGUUAAGGUCAAAAAAAAUCGGAAAAAGGAUAAAACGGGGUUAAAAAUAUUAAAAUCUGAUGAGAAGUCUGAGAAAAGUCGAGUUAAAGAUAAAGAGAAAAAAUCAAAACAAAAAAAUGAUGAACUUAAAAAUGGAGAAAUAUCAAGUGAAAUAGAUUCCAAAGACAUAGAUCUAGAAAGUGAUAUAGAUUCGAAAGAAACACAUACAUCUAAGAAGAUUUCCCCAUUUAUAGGUGAUAAAGACAUAGAAUCAUUGGAUGGUUUAAAAGAUAAAAUAAGUGAGAGACGGCGAGAAGAAAAAUUGAAAAAUGAGAAAGAGAAACAAAAGAAAACUGGGAAGAAUGAUCUUCACAAUAUGUAUUCAAAAAAAGUGCCUUCAAAUGGUAGUACCUUUCACGACAGCGAUAAAGCCAGCGUAAAACGACCAAAGUUUAAAAAAGGAAUAAAAGAAGAAAAAGUUCCUACCGAAGAUUCCCUCACAACUCACGACCAAGAAGUCACCGAGAAAAAAGUAAAAGUAUCUCAAUCAAAGCAUACCAAAGGAUUUGGAAAAGAAGAAAGCUCCAUGCAAGCCUUGAAUCAAGCAACAGAACAAACACUUCAUGAUAUCAACAAAUGGCUUGAUGACGCACCAAGACUCUCUGAAUUUUCUUCAGGAAGCGAUUCACCAAUAUUUCAUUCUUCGUCCGUUGAAUCUAGCCGAUCAGGUCCAAAAGUAGAAGCACCUAGAAAACGACCAAGUUCUAUUAAAAUUUUUGGUCCUCAUGGACCUACCAGACCAAAAAAAAUUCAACGUACAAUAGAUCGUUUACAACCUGGAAAAAGUAAGGGAAAUUUACUUUUAAAAAAACCAUUAAAUUUACCUAAUGUUAAUACCACCGAAACAGCGGUGCAGUUGACCAGCGAUAAUGAUCAAACGAAUAAGAAUUCAGAUGAAGAACCGAAACUUAGUUUAGGAACAGUUUUGAAAAAUGUAGAUUCCAUACAGUUAAUUUGUAAGAGUCUAGUUUCCUCGCCCAAUCCCAAUUUUUCAAAUGACGAUGAAGAAGAAGAUCACAAUACUCUUCCUGCAAUCCCAGUGUCUAGUCUAAAAGAAGAAAACACAUCAGGAAUAACAACGACGCAAACAACUACGGUCGUAGAAGAAUCUAAAGAUAAUCAGUCUAAUGUAAAGGACACGCAGAAACCCAAAGCAGCGACGCCAAAUUUGAGUGCUUGGUUCAAAGCGUUCGGAGCGCCAAAGUUAAAAAAGAAAGAUGAAGAAUCAGAGGAUGGUAUAACAAAGAAGGAUGGUGAAUUGCAGGAAGUGUUUUGUGGUAGACAAAGAAGAAUGAGUACUGGUGGUAGUAGUGUAAGUGAAUCUGUUUCGAGUUUUUCCCAAGAGUCACCCCCUGGACGUUCAGGUCGAUCUCCACAAGGACAACCUAUAAUGGCUUCGAUUGAGCCGCAAAUUAGAGGAGCUGGAUUCUAUCAGGACGCUUUAUCGACAGGAAGUAGCCCUUACAAUAGUCCUUAUUAUGCCACACCACCAAGAUACAGUGCUCAAUUACCUCCCACUCCAUCACCACAAAAUCAUCCUUUAUCCCCAGCUUAUCCAUCAUCAUCAUAUGAACAAGCGCCUCUGUACCAAAUACCUGCCCAACAAUCGCAUCAAACGUUCCAGAAAUCACCUCAGGAAAAUUCUAGGGAAAUGUAUCAUCAAUUGUCACCCACAUUUCCUCAACGAUCGCCGCAAACUAAUUUCUCUCAGAAUUCUACACAAAACGAAGCAUACAAUCAACAAUUGUCUUCUAAUCAAAAUCAAUCUCCAGUUUAUUCACAGCAUUCACCACAGCCUAUACAACAAGUAUAUCCACAGCCUUCCCCUCAGCCACCACCAUCAAAUUAUUCACAACCAUCUCCUCAGCAACCUUCCACUCCCAAAUAUUCACAAGUUUCUCCGCAACAAAACGCCGCCAAUUAUUCACAACCAUCUCCGCAAUCUGCCACUUAUUCUCAAUCUUCGCCUCAACAACCACACUCACCGUAUUCUCAAGCUUCUCCUCAAGCACCGCCAAAUUAUUCUCAAUCCUCACCACAACAACAACAUUCUCCAUAUGCACAAUCUCCGCAACAAUCAUCCGGAUAUUCUCAAUUGUCUCCUCAACCACCAUCAAAUUAUUCUCAACAAUCACCACAACCACCUACGAAUUAUUCUCAAACAUCGCCUCAACCACCUUCCAAUUAUUCUCAAGCUUCACCUCAACCACCUUCCAAUUAUUCUCAAUCAUCACCUCAACCACCUUCUAGUUAUUCUCAACCAUCACCUCAACCACCUUCCAAUUACUCUCAACCAUCACCUCAACCGCCUUCCAAUUAUUCUCAAUCAUCACCACAACCACCUUCCAAUUAUUCUCAACCAUCACCUCAACCACCUUCAAAUUAUUCCCAGCCAUCGCCUCAACCUCCUCCUGUGUAUCCUCAACAAUCUCAAUCUUCAAACUUUUCACAUCCAUCGUCUCAGACGCAUUCUUCCAAUUAUGCGCAAUCUUCGCCUCAAUCACUCACAGCGGGUUACUCUCAAUCAUCUCCUCAGCCACGAAAUUAUUCCCAACCAUCACCUCAACAAAUUCAAACGUUUCCUCAACAUUCUCCACAAGCACCGCCCUCAUAUUCUCAACCUUCUCCGCAAAAUGCAUCUUAUUCUCAAUCAUCUCCGCAACAAGCAGUUAAGUAUUCUCAGCCUUCUCCUCAACAAUCUACCAAUUACUCGCACUCGAUACACUCACCUCAAAAAUCACAGAAUUAUUCUCAGAUGUCUCCUCAGCAAGCACCACCAAGCAAUUAUUCUCAACCAUCACCUCAGCAAUCUCGUAACUACUCACAACCAUCUCCAUCUCCUCAACAGUCCCGUAACUAUUCUCAGCCAUCACCAUCUUCUCAGCAAUCGCACAAUUAUUCUCAACCAGCGCCGUCGCCUCAACAAACUCAUACUUAUUCCCAACCAUCACCCCAACAGAAAUCCAUGUGCGCAUCACAGACGUCGCAAUCUUCACAGCAGCCUUCAAGUUAUUCACAGCCGUCUCCGCAGCAAAGUACAAAUUACAGUUUACCGCAAUCACACUCUAAAAGCGCAGAAGAAUACCCGCAAACUGCCUCGACACCUUCGAAUUACUCCCAUGGAUACAAGCAGAAUCAUCCUUAUAUUCAAUCACCAGCAUCAUCGACGUUAAAUGAAACAGAGCAUCGAACGGAUUAUUUAAAAUCUAGCACCACUGAAAAGUCAUCGAACAUAGAGCAACAAAGAAAUUUUACCGUAUCUUCGGAAGCUGCAUCAUUGAAUUUGAAUACAAAUCAUCAGAUCUAUCAAUCGCCAAAUCAAUAUCCGCCAACAUUUGGAAAUAAUUAUCCUAACAUCGAUCUUCAGAGAUCUGUUUCAAGGCAUGGUGGUCAGGAACAAUCGCAGCAAUCAUCUCAGGAACGGCCCAGUUUCACCGAUCUCAGCAAUUCUCUAAAUGUUCAGAAAUAUACUCAGCAACGAUCAACUCAAGAUCAAUCGCAAAUCUUAGCAUUCCAGCAAAAUUUGACACCACACGAAUCUCUUUACCCUAGUGGUUUCCAAUCAUCUGGUUAUCCGAUGUCGAAUUCCAGACCGGUGUAUCCUAGUCCACAUUAUUUCGAUGCCAAUUCGAAAGCUGUCGCCAACAGCGGAACAGCGAAUAGUUCGACCAGUAAUUUGGCUCCUGUAAAGAAACGUAUUUAUAAUGAAUCGUCCACAGAGUCAUCUCGUGGUUUGGCGCAGGAGACCGCAGCAAGAACAACAGGUCAAGAGCAAUUCGGAUUCGAUCCUAUAAUGGCAUUGCCGCAACCAGAUGCAGUUUCAGCUAGUCAAUUUGACACUGCAUUCGUCGGGAACUUGGCCGAUUCCGUAGCAACAAAUCCAGCAUAUGCUCGUCUAGGUCUAGGUUUGGUAGGUCGUACAGGUAAAGAGCAACAACAAUUAUUGAACAUUCCUCGACCACCGCCAACGAAACCGGAACAUUUAACGUACGCGCGUAAUCCAACUUCUGGCGCCACAGAACUAGAUUUAAAUUUACUUCAAAGUUUGCAGACAGCAGCCGCGAAGAAUACGCAAGGUAUUCUAUCGAUGUCAUCAUCUCGUAGGAGUGGAGAGUCGUCCGUUAGUUCUACAUCCACGCCUGUAAAAACGAAAAAAAGUAGGAAGAGUAAACAACAACAAGAACAGCAAAACGUGACGAGCGUUUCAGUGGUUAGUACAGAGCCACAAUCUGGUACAGGAAUACCUGGUUUUCCACAAUAUACGGGAACAUCCGCGGAUUCUAUAGGUCUGAAGAACACCACUAUGGUCCCACCAACUGGGAGUGCCUUCAAUUUUGCUGCGUCAACUAGCACCACAACUAGUUCACCUUUCUACGAUAAAGACGCAUCAGCAGCCGCAGCGGCAUUUGCAUUUUUGGAUGAAUUUCGAAAUCCAAAUAGUUAUUACAGUAUGGCGCUCAGGCAGCAACAACAGCAGCAGCAACAACAAGUUCCACCGGUCACGGAUGCUACGCAGCAGGCUUGCAACAAACUUAGCAAUCAACCGCCGAGAAACUAUCCGCCUCAUCCUUUCCUUCAUUCCGCUCAAAGACCAGCAGCUUAUGGACCUCCAGUGUCGGCUUACGUCACGCCGCAUGGCCCAAAUUUAACGAUGGAUCCAACUGCUUAUCAACAAUACAUUCAUUCCUUGUAUGCACUUCAACCGCCGCCCCAUCAUCAUCGACCGUCCUGGCUUUAGCCGUUAAAAUCUUUGUAAUGGCUGUUUCGGAACAUUUGUAUGUGACAUUUCGGUGGAUGCAUUAUUUCUUUAAAAAUCUGAAUGAAUGAAUAUUUGAAACGAGAGAUAUUGCUAAUAUAGUAGCUUUCUUUUUUUAUCUAAUUGAAUUAUAUUAAUCUUAAAAUAAUGUUUUGUUUGGUCUCUUAAUGAGAUGCAAAAGAAAAUUUUAUGAAAAUAUUAUAUAAAAUGCGAUUGUAAAUAUUAUUCUAUUUAAUCUCGCGCUGUGCAACAAUAAUAAAAAUUUUCUUCCUUCGAGAUAAAAAAAGAAAAAGGAACAGUACCGAUGUUUUUCUGGUUUAAUUGAUAAGGACAAGGGUUUUCAAAAUAUAUUACGAGAUCAUGGAUUCUUUUUAAUUUUUUUAUAUGACUCAAUUCAUUUAUCUUUUGUUAAUGGACGCGAUAUAGUUUUCCAGACAUUUAUUUUCUUUUUAUUAAUUUUUUAAUUUCUUUUUAUUAUUAUUAUUUUUGUUUGUUUGUUUGGCUUUUUUUUUUUUUGAUGAAAAAUUUCGGUACUGUAUUUAUAAGAAUGGAAGAAUAUUUUGAUUAUUUCUUGAGAUUGUUAAUACAUUAAACUCAUAACGUCAAACAGUAAAAAAUACACGAUCAAGAAAUUUUGAUCGUUUAUUUUUUCUAUUUUUUUUCUUUUUUUCCUUUUGUAAAUAUUUUACUUAUUGACUUACAAAUAACAAAUUUUUAAAGCUCUCUCUGAAAUCAAAAUUGUUUUUCCACCGACUUGUCUUCCCCACUUUUCGCAUUUGUUUCCUUUUUUUAUCAAAAAAUACGAAUAUGAAUCUUUGACAUUUUUACACGAUAUAUUAGAAACAAAGUUUACCUUUAAUAGGUAAUCUAUUAUGUAGUUAUAUGUAUAUAAAGAAUAAGCCUACUUUAUGUAGGAAUUUUUGAUAGUUUUUUCUAAUGACUAGUCGACAACUUAGAUAUAAGUUCAGUCGCUAGUGCCGGAAGUAACCUUCUAUCAAAAGUUCCUCUAUCUAUUGCGCUCUUAAAAAUGUCCUUUUUUCUCAAUCUACCAAGACAUGAUUUAUGUAACUUUUUUUUAAGAUAAAAAAGAUAAUGGUUCGUUUAUGGCCAUACGUAAUUGUUUUACCUGUGGAAAAUAUGUUGCUUCCCUUUUUUUUGUAUUCAAAAAUUGCUAGACAUUCAAAAAAAUCUAUGUAACUUUUAAUUUUCAAAAGAAUUUUUGUAUGAUAUGGAGCGCACUGUUGCUGGUGUAUCUUAUGUAGAGUUAGAUAGAUUCGUUAGUGCGUAAGUUAGAAAUUUGUUUCUUUGUAUAUAAAAUUACAUAUCCUUCAUAGACAAUGUGCUCGAUGUAAAGAAAGAUCUGCAAAGUCAAAGGACAUUGUAGAAUCGUCCGCGAAGAUUAAAAGAAAUAAACAACGGGAAAUUAUAGGAUAUAGCAAGAAUGGAAGAUGUAUGUACAUCGUGUGUAUAUGCGCUAGUAUGAAUGUGCGUCGUAUCUCAUGAAUGACAAAAUAAAGUGUAAUAUGUACACUGCAAUCAUACAUUAACCCACCUUAUUGCUGAAAAAAUAAAAAAGGAAGCGCGGUAUAUUAAAACUUAUAAAUAUAUACAUAUAUAUUGUAAAUGUAUAUUGUAAAUGUAUCGAUGAGACAGAUUAAAGCACAGUUUGUUACAAA